AUGGCAAUGACGCAUAGACAUACUUGCCCAAGUGUGUGCGAGCAUAGCAAUCGCGUUCUGGACGUUGUUUUCCACUAUUUUGCUUGCCUUCGAGACUCGGAAAAGGCCGUGUAUUUCGCCAACCUCCCCCAGGCGUCCCAAAGUCGAAUAACCAAGGAGCAAGACAGAGCUCGAAAAAUCGCGGCAUCGUUUGAGAAAAACCCUAAUGCUCCAGGAGGUAUUCUACAAAUAAAAUUCAGGCAAAGCCUUCGAGCCUGGAGGGGAAAUCCUGGAAAGCCACAGCAUGAGGAUGGCCAAUUGUUUUCGUACACAGCAGACGACGACGUCGAGAGCGACAUUCAAGCCCGACUGAUAUUUUUCAAGAAUUCUCGACCAUAUGAUUCCCCAGCAUUCCCUAACGAAUUUCCUGACCAGAAAAUGCCUUUGAAGCGCUUAUUGGCGAAUGAUCCGGAAACUAAUCCCCUCAUGCAAAGUUGCGACGAGGAUCUGAUACGAUACUUUCACUUACCAGCAAAUAACAUGAAGUGGGUGGAAGAAGCAAUCGCACGAUACUACCACGAAGGUCGCCCAGAUCACGAUAACUUCCAUCACCAAGCACGCCGAAGUCGACAUACCAAAUCCGAGAUGAUUUUGAACCCAGAGUUCUGGCGAGGCCAACAACUCGGAGAUGCUGGAUCAGAGGUUCACGCUCGAUCAAUGAGACCGCUAUGCGAAACUAUCUCUACGAACGCUGUAUCAGCGGAGGCUACACCGAGGAAUAUUGUUUUAUUUAUGCCAUACCUACACUGGGAAACUGAUCGUGGGCGGAGAAUAGCUGCUGAGGUCACUAAAGAGGCAGGCAAAGCCAUGUUCGCGUCGUUAGGAGAAGUUGUCGACACCGUCACCGCUGAGCGACCUACAGAGGAUCAGACUCUGACCCGCAUACCGACAGAAAAAACAGUGGUGGCUCGAACUUUAGUCCAAAGACGGGCACUUCUUGGAUCUUUACUUCUUCUCGCUGCCAAGCUUUCCGAAGCUACAGAUUCGUUUAUCGAUGAAAAGCUUAUGUUACAAUAUUUACACAAGGACGCACAAUUGCAUCCUCGCAGGACUUUGGACCAGUCAUAUUAUGGUGCUCUCAAAAACACCCAAGCCCGCGACAGAGAUCAAGUUGUGUACAGAGCAACUACCCCGAGCUCACAUGAAUGUGCGAGAAAGUUUUUUAAGGAUGCUAAUUGCCGGCGUUGCCAGGAAGACAUCAGAAAACGGCCACGACUGAUUAUGGUGGACCAGUUGUGGCUGUGGGUUCUGGAUGAGAAAACUGUGAUCACGAGCUUUCCAAAAAGAUGGGGAAGGAAUAUUGCGGACAGUUCUGGAGUCCAUGCAAGUAUACGUACCCGCCUUAUUUCUGCUAGGCAAGACGAGAUUCGAUCCGCAUUCGACUUGGCCAUAAUUAUUGUCGACCAAUGUUCCCGGGUUUUCUUUGACAGGACAAGAUCAAUCGGCCAGCAACCAAAUCUCGGCGAUAUAUUCGCUGACUCAAUUCGUACAGUGACUUACAAGCAAACUGCUGCAUUUGACGCCUUUCUCCAGUACACGCAUCUAGCUUCUAAAGACCACCAUUCAAGAGACACACCUUUCGGAGGAUCAUCCGCGAUGGAGAAUACCUUGCUUAACAUUAAUCCGGAAGGUAACCUACUAAAAGAAAUUAAAGAUAUUUUAGACGAGCUACACAUUUUGACGAGGGUAAAAAUCCAGCAGCAAGUGGUGGCGGAGACAUUUGUCAAACACAUUAGACAGAUUCUUCUUCCCAAAGUCGCUGCUGCAAAUGAUUUCAACCUGGCUCUUCCGAGCGAGGCAAGUCUCUUGGCACCCGGCACUCCAGGUGCCCCUGGACAGAAAGAUUCAAUUGAGAUGAGACGAGAGCAAUUAGCAGGCGCCAAAUGGACACUUGCUCGAGCCGAAGUGUUGUUAACAGGUAUUGAGCGGCGGAUCGCAGAGCUGAAUACUCUAUCCGACGCUGCUCAGCACACCUCAACAGCUCUCAAAGAUCUCCUUACGUUGAAACAACAACAAGCCGGUGUAAUUGAAGCUCGUGAAGCUGUCAAACAAGCUUCGGAAACACUCAAACAAGGAAGAUCUAUCAUGUUAUUCACCGUCAUCGCCAUAAUAUUCCUCCCGCUCUCCUUCUGCACUAGUCUAUUUGGAAUGAAUUCGAAGGAGUUCAGCGACGGCUCCAAACUCACCUUACGCCAACAAUUCUCAUACAUGUUUCCUAUUUCAGUCGCCAUAGUCAUUACGUCCUUCACCCUAGCCUUCAGCUCUAAUACCUUCCUAUCAGGAAUUUUCACAGUGGCAUGGGCAACUGUCGCAUACCCAAUUAAUGUCGCAUUUACCUGGCUGUUAACUCGGAGCGGGAUUUACACUUUCAGUCGCGGUCUCAAGGGCAAGGCAAAAGUUCUGGCGGACAGGAAGGAUACUAUUACAGCUCAUAUGAAGUCAGAUGCUUUGAGGGAGAGAAUGGAGUGGAAAGUUGCUAAGGAAUUGUCGAGAGAGCAGUCCGUGGAUCAUGAGUUGAAGAAGAAGAUGAAGAAGAAGAAACACCAUAGGGAUGAAGAGGAAGGUGUGGGCACUAAGAUGCUUUCGCCGAGCGCGUCGCAUGAGCUGCUCAGUUAUCCAAAGACUGUGACGUCGGAUGUGUCUUCACUCCCCUGA
Molecule: messenger RNA, 2694 nt
Organism: Glarea lozoyensis ATCC 20868
Lineage: Eukaryota; Fungi; Ascomycota; Leotiomycetes; Helotiales; Helotiaceae
Product: Magnesium transport protein CorA, transmembrane region
Exons: 5
Coding region: 1-2694 (897 amino acids)
Biological process (GO): transmembrane transport; metal ion transport
Cellular component (GO): membrane
Molecular function (GO): metal ion transmembrane transporter activity
Source: RefSeq, a predicted model, not a curated record